Molecule: messenger RNA, 3899 nt
Organism: Talpa occidentalis (Iberian mole)
Lineage: Eukaryota; Metazoa; Chordata; Mammalia; Eulipotyphla; Talpidae
Gene: XPNPEP2
Product: X-prolyl aminopeptidase 2
Exons: 21
Coding region: 1487-3511 (674 amino acids)
Molecular function (GO): metalloaminopeptidase activity
Source: RefSeq, a predicted model, not a curated record
AUGGUUUAAAAGUAGAUUUAGUUUGCAAACUUUUGCUUUGCUGUUAAAAGUUUGGGAUCAAGGUUGAGAAAAUUUGUGGUUUUUUACAUCAGUUGAACCAUUUUAACAUUUUUUCCCUGUGAUUUUGAUAUAUUUGCUAUCUUGUUUUAGCCAAUGCUCCAAAUUUUUUCUUUUGGCUUGGAUAAUGGACUAUUUUUAAGUAAUGAAACUGUCAUACUGGACAUUCAUGGACAAUGCUGCUGACUAAUUGUUGCUUCUCUUACACACAUUGGAACCCUAAAAAAAGACUGUCUCCUAAGACUACACCCUAACAUUUGUGCCACCAUAGAUAUGGUGGAAUAAAAAUUAAAAGGGGGGAUUGCAACAGGGUGGUCCCCAGGAAAGGGGGAGGUUCCCUGCCCCACCCAAGGGAGGGUGGAGCUGAGCAGCAAGAGAAGAAGCUGCAGGAAGAGACGGAGGAAGGAAGCAGGAUGGAGCCAGGAGACCUGGAGGAGGCGCAUGGAGCCUAGAGACACGUGAAGAAACUGCGCUUGUCUUUUGGUCGUGGACGGGGUGACACAGAUGUGGGUGAGACCCGUGGGGAGGUGACAAUGGCAGCUUUUAUCUUGAUGUUGAUUUUGCUCUUUUCCUUCCGGGCUUGUCUGGUUGUUUGUGACCCAUUUCUGUGGGUCCCCACUGGAAGAUGCUUUAGACUUGUGGCAGGCUUUGGGGCCUUGUUCUGGGCCAAUCCCAUAUGGAUGGACUUUUACCCACGAGGGGAUGGGUAACUUUGGGUGCUUCAUUUAGAAACUAGACUUUUUGCCUUACCUGUGUUGUUCCUAGUUUAAUUAUAGUUCCUUCCCAUUAAAGUCUCAUAUGUUUUGUGUUGAUGCGGCGGAUGGCAGAACCCAUUUAGAAUAGGCAGGUUUGCGGGGCUUGGGCUGCCCCUCUCCCUGUCCUAUAACAGACUGAUGGUUUUUUCUGGAGACAGGCGAGCUCGGAAGAGAAGGAAGGGUAAACAUUCAUCUCAAAGCAGGAGCGCGGUUGUAGCCAGAGCCCUGAGUGGGGGAGCUAAUGGGAAACAGCUUGCUGGAGGGAGGGGGACAGACUCUGGGAGUGGCCCGGGAUGGCUGCAGAAGAAGGGGGCUGGGAGCUAGAAACUGAUUGAGACCAGCUGCUGCUCCUCAGUCUCAGUGGUCUUUGGACUCUGCCAGGGACUUAGACUCUGCCCUGGGCAGCCUCACACCCUAUUCCUGGAGGCUGGGAGCCAGCAGAGCUGCCUGGGGCAGUCACUGUCUCUGCACUCACCCUGAUGCCCGGAGGGCCUUCAAAUACAAAAGACCAGAAGCAACUCUCCACCCACCAGCUGGACACCUCCUCCCCAUCGCCAGCCCCUGUUCCUGGCUGCUGCUGCCCCUGAAAGGUGUGGAGGAAGAGGCCAAGGGAGACAGCCGUGCCCACUCCCCCCCAUCCCUCCAUUCACCCAGCACCGGCAUCUGGACACCCCAUGGCCUGGGCUCGCUGGGGCUGCUGCCCCUGGCUUAUUCUCCUCUGCGCUUGUGCCUGGGGCCACCCAAAGCCAGCAGAACUUGGAGCAGAGGAUGUGAGAAACUGUUCCAUCAGCCCCCCGUACCUUCCAGUUACGGCGGUCAAUACCACAGUCCGGCUCACAGGCCUGCGCCAGCAGAUGCAGAACCAGAAUGUCUCUGCCUACAUCAUCCCCGAGACGGAUGCCCAUAUGAGUGAGUACAUCGGCGACAGUGAGAAGAGGCGUGGAUGGAUGUCAGGCUUCACAGGGUCUGCAGGAACUGCAGUGGUGACCAUGGGGAAAGCAGCUCUCUGGACCGACAGUCGCUACUGGAUCCAGGCUGAGCGGCAGAUGGACUGCAACUGGGAGCUCCAUAAGGAAGUUGGCACCUCUCCUAUCGUCACCUGGAUCCUUGACGAGAUUCCUGCUGGAGGGCGUGUGGGCUUCGACCCCUUCCUCUUCUCCAUUGGUUCCUGGGAGAGUUAUUACAAGGCCCUCCAAGACUCUGGCAGACAGCUGGUGUCCAUCACCACCAACCUCGUGGACCAGGUGUGGGGGUCAGAGAGACCUCCGAUUCCCAGCAAGCCUAUUUAUGCCCUGCAGGAGGAAUUCACAGGGAGCAGGUGGCAGGACAAAGUAGAUGUGGUCCGCAACCAGAUGACUAAGCAUCGCAAGGCCCCAACUGCUGUCCUUCUGUCUGCGCUUGAUGAGACUGCCUGGCUCUUCAACCUUCGGAGCAAGGAUAUUCCCUAUAACCCCUUCUUCUAUUCCUACGCACUGCUCACCCACACCGACAUCAGGCUAUUUGUAAAUAAGAGUCGUUUGAACUCCGAGACCCUGCAGUACCUGAACUCCGCCUGCAAGGAAGCCAUGUGUGUGCAAAUCGAAGAGUACAGCCAGGUCCGUGACACCGUGCAGGCCUACACCACAAGAGACGUGCGGGUCUGGAUCGGGACCAGCUAUACGACGUAUGGUCUCUAUGAAGUAAUCCCCAAGGAGAAGGUCGUUGCAGACACCUACUCCCCAGUGAUGAUGAACAAGGCGGUGAAAAACAGCAAGGAGCAGGCCCUGCUCAGGGCCACCCACGUGCGGGAUGCCGUGGCCGUGAUCCGCUACCUGUUCUGGCUGGAGCAGAACGUGCCCAAAGGCACCGUGAACGAGUUCUCAGGGGCAGAACUGGUGGACAAGUUCCGAGGAGAAGAAAAUUUCACCGAUGGACCCAGUUUUGAAACCAUCUCUGCCAGUGGUCUGAAUGCUGCCCUGGCCCACUACAGCCCAACCAAGGAGCAGAACCGCAAGCUGUCCACAGAUGAGAUGUACCUGCUGGAUUCUGGGGGACAAUACUGGGAUGGAACCACAGACAUCACCAGAACAGUCCACUGGGGUACUCCCUCUUCUUUCCAAAAGGAGGCGUAUACCCGCGUGUUGAUGGGAAACAUUGAUCUGGCCAGACUCAUCUUUCCUGCUGCUACAUCAGGGCGAAUGGUGGAGGCCUUUGCUCGCAGAGCUCUGUGGGACGUUGGGCUCAAUUAUGGUCACGGGACAGGCCAUGGCAUUGGCAACUUCCUGUGUGUGCAUGAGUGGCCAGUGGGAUUCCAGUCGGACAACAUUGCUAUGGCCAAGGGCAUGUUCACUUCUAUUGAACCUGGUUACUAUCAGGAUGGAGAAUUUGGGAUCCGUCUUGAAGACGUGGUACUUGUGGUCGAAGCAAAGACCAAGUACCCAGGUAACUACCUGACCUUUGAAAUGGUGUCCUUGGUGCCCUAUGACCGGAACCUCAUCGAGGUCAGCCUGCUGUCCCCCGAGCAGCUCCAGUACCUGAAUGACUACUACCAGACCAUCCGGAAGAAGUUGGGCCCUGAGCUGCAGCGGCGCCAGCUACAGAAGGAGUUCGAGUGGCUGCAGAAGCAAACGGAGCCCCUGUCCGGAAGAGCCCCGUGCAUCGCCUCCUUGGCCUCGCUGGUGGCUAUCUCCUCUCUUGCCGUUCUUGGUUGGAGCAUCUAGAGGCUCAGGAUGCCCCUGCUGAUCCUCGUUCGGCUCCCCUUACCCUGCACCACCCAGGUCCAAGAGUCCCUGGAAACCAGAGCCCUCAGCGUCUAUCCCCAGAAUCAAGCACUAGGAACACCAGGCUUCAAGGCCCCAGACAGUCACACCCCACGUACCAUGACUUGUACACCCUCCUUUCACUCCCAGCCCUAAAUCUGGGAUAGGAAUACCAGUUCGUGUCUUUCCUCUCUUGAGCUCAGAAGGCCUACCUGAGAACCGGCAGAACCUGCUGCCACUGCUCCGCAUCUCAAAAAGCCCAGUAGGGUGUGCCCGUACCCCCAGGGGCUCCGCGGACCUGGGAAGUCCUGCCCUGUCACCACCCGCUGAAUAUAGCCACAGCUGUUCA